GCGGCAAAACAGCGUCAAGUAAGCAUUUUGUUUGCAAAUACAAAAGCAUACAAGAGACAUAAACGCAUCACACGGAAUAUAUGAUACUGCAUUGUUGCAUAGUUGCAAAAGUGCAUUCGCUCAUUAAAUUGCGCGCGUUCGCGUUUCAAUAAAAAUUUAUUUGUUCUAUAAUGUAUUCUUUAACUCACAAAACAGAAAACGCUCACGAAGACAGCAUAUGGACUUGUGCAUGGGGGUGUCCUAAGAAAAAGAAAAAUAGCGAACCCAAUGAAGACAAUGAGGACUCGCGAGAUUCUGUACGAUCUGCCGAAGAGGAGACAGUGGAAUAUUUAGUGACCGGCUCAGUAGAUGAUGCUGUAAAAGUGUGGGAAUUCAUGGAUGGUGCUUUGAGAGUAAAGCACAGGUUAACUGGACAUUCCUUGGGAGUAGUAUCUGUAGCUGUCAGCUCAGAUGGAUCAAAAUGUGCUUCCAGUUCACUUGACUCAAGUUUAAAAUUAUGGGAUUUGCUAUCCGGAGAAAAACUAACCAGCAUUGAUGUUGGUCCGGUGGAUAUUUGGACUGUGGUAUUUUCUCCAGAUGAUAAGUUCGUUGUAUCUGGCAGUCAUGCAGGUAAAAUACAUUUAUAUGGGACUGAAUCUGGUAAACAAGAACAAACAUUGGACACAAGAGGUGGAAAAUUUACUCUGAGUGUAGCUUAUAGUCCUGAUGGUAAAUAUAUUGCAAGUGGUGCAAUAGAUGGAAUUAUUAAUAUUUUUGACGUUGCUUAUGGAAAAGUAUUGCGUACGCUAGAAGGUCAUGCGAUGCCAAUCAGAUCUCUGUGUUUCUCACCGGAUUCCCAAUUGCUGCUCACAGCAUCUGAUGACGGACACAUGAAGUUGUACGAUGUCAAAGAUGCAAAUCUAGCAGGAACAAUGUCAGGACAUGCUUCUUGGGUACUCGGAGUGGCUUUCUCACCAGAUGGACAGCAGUUCGCAUCGAGCAGUUCCGAUCAUACAGUCAAGGUUUGGGAAUUAGCGCAAAGACAAUGUUUGCAUACAUUCAACGAACAUAAAGAUCAGGUAUGGGCGGUAAAAUAUAAUCCACUUCGAAAUAACAUAAUAACGUCAGUGUCCGAAGACAAAUCUAUCAAUUUGUACGAAUGUCCGAUGUACGAUACGUAAUUGUACUAAAGCAAUAAAUAUUUAUAUAAUACGGCCGUCUUAUUUCCUGUUCAGUGGUUGCGAUCGAGACAUGCUUGUUUCGAGUUUGUUUAGAUUAUAAUAAAAAAAAAAGGGGGGAUAUUCUUAGCUAUAUAAAUUUUUUAUUGUACUGCAAGUAAUAACGUACAAAUUAUAUACGAAGAGAUAUCUUGUGAAUUUAAAGCACGAUAUUGCUUGACAAAAAUCAUACUCUUAAAAUCUAGAACGCGGAGUGAAAGAAUAACGUUAGAAAAAAAGAAUGAUUACAAAAAUAUAUACGUAUAGCUGCGGUGUACAGACCAAAUCUAUAUUUUAAGGAACACAACGUAAAAGAAUACCCUGAUAUGGUUCCAAGUUGGCGGGGUUAAAUCUAAUUAACUCGAACUGGAACAGGGUAUAUAAAACGACGCUUAUGAAAGAAACACUUUUUUCAAACUAAACUAAGUAUAUAAUAAAUUCUGAUUCACCAUGCCAGGCAAUCUUCUUCCGAUGAGAGUUCGAUAAUGAUUCUCAAAGAAGGAAAUUUGACAUGACAAGGAAAAAUUAAAACACAUCUCUUAAUCCACAUCCUGCGAAUCUCCUCAAAGUCUCCCCAAUAAAAUACAAAAAUAACAUUAAACAGCUUAUUGUAGCAUUUUGAUUUAAGAUCUAUGAAUAACAUCUCACUGAUCUGUACACCCUUUUAAUGAUAAUUACAUUUACUUCCGAUCAGAUGCAACAAAGUCACUUUUAAUAUAGACAUUCUCAAGCAAAAACAAAAAAAAA
Messenger RNA from Pseudomyrmex gracilis, 1943 nucleotides. Its product is annotated as WD repeat-containing protein 61. The transcript is spliced from 8 exons. Gene Ontology annotation, cellular component: Cdc73/Paf1 complex. Lineage: Eukaryota; Metazoa; Arthropoda; Insecta; Hymenoptera; Formicidae. The record is from RefSeq and is a predicted model, not a curated record. The coding region runs from base 171 to 1160 and encodes 329 amino acids. Gene Ontology annotation, molecular function: protein binding.